AAAUUAAUGUAUUUACUAAUUUAAGUAAUUUAUAUUUUGUUAUUUUCGUUGUUUCAUUUUACUUGUGUUUCUCAUCGGCGGAUACAUUGACUGUCGGAGCGGAGUCUUCAUUUUUUUUCUACAUUGUACUUCUUUGUUUUUAAUUUGCAAAAAGUCCAAAUUUAUGUCUACUGAUUUUCCUACUGUGUGGCUGGUCAUCAUAACAAACGAUGUCUUCCAAAUCCAAGUAAGUUCACACAACUAAUUAGAAUACCGUUGAAUAUCGCCUUUACUCACUUUUAUUAUUUACACCAUUAAAAAUAAUAUUGCGCUGUCGUUGGUAGUAGUUUAAUCAGAUUUAACGAAGUAAUCAACUAAAAGUAUUUUUUUCUAAAUUGGAUACCUAAGUACCAGAUAAAAAAUUAAACAUCCUCAUGUAUCAGACGAUAACGAAUUUAAUUACACUUUGAGAAUUUGGAACACAUGUUUAAUUCCUACUUAGUCUGACACACAAUUUAUAUCCCAUCUUUGACUGAAGAUUUUUUGAUUUUUUUUUAAACUUAUUUUACCCAUUAUAAUACUUUAAAUCAGCGGUGGAUUUUACCAAAAAAAUUAUUUUUCUUGUUAAAUAAUUAUCAUCAGAUUCUUAUAGUUAGUGUUUGUAGUAAUUUUAUUUAUAGCUUAUUUUGUAUAAUAUUAGUUAAUUAUUGUUCAUAAUAUUGUAUAUUCUAAAUUUGGGUUGAAGUAUGGCUUUUGGGUCUGAGAAAAAAAAAAUUAAAUUAUAGACAAAUUUUAUAUUAAUUUUUUUGUUUAUAGACAAUCCUAGAAAACUUCAUCAGUCAAAUUUUUCAUUUUUCAGUAUGUUAGCACUCAAACAUUUUUUUUUUAUAUUUCGUUAUGCAAUUGUAUAUGUAUGUAGGUACUUAUUAUUAUUUGUGAAAACCUGAUUUUUGGUUUUUUAUCAAUUACCUAAAUAUGUAUGAGUGUAAAUGUGAAUAGUGAAUUAUCGUAUAUAACAUUGUAUAAGUAAUUCAAACUAUUUUAUGUUAUUUGGUUGACCAAUUUAAUGAUUUCUUUGUGAAAAUUACCUAAAAUAUGUAGGUAGGUACCUACUGUUAAAAAAUUUGAUAUGAAUUUCAAACCGAUAAAACAAAUAUGUUGUAAUAAAAACUUUUUUUAGAAAUAACCCUAUUAAAACAGCCCUACUUAGAGCCUCCAAAUAUAUAAAUUCCAUACAAAAUAAAACAAAAAAAUCUUUGAUGUCUGUGAAAUCAGUUAAAAAGUAAGAAAAUCUAAAAUCGAGAUAGAGGUUCAAUAAAGUAUCGUAAUUCGAUAAGAUAACCUCUAUCGAUAAAUUGAUAAAGGUUUUUCUAGGACUGUAUACAAAAAAUAUAUGAGACAUUUACUUAUCAAUAUUUAACAUUUUUUCUUAGACUCAAAAGCCAUACUUCAAUCAAAUAACCUAUUAGCAGACAUGCUAAGUUUUAUUUUUUCUAAAAAAGAGUUAAAUACCUGAUUAUAAUUUUUUUUUUUUAUAUAAACCUAUUGAAAAUAUUACCUAUACGAUUAUUUUCCUUGAUAUUGUAAAUAAAAGUGAUUCCAGAAUCCAGUCACAAACUUAAAAUUGGCUUUAAUAUGAUCCAAUGGUAUGAAAUUUAAAAAAAUUGGGAUUAUUUUGUUUGUGAUGUUAACAAGAAGAUUCUUGCAUCAGUUAAAAGUUAAUAAUUUUAAUUGAUUGAUAAUGAUUGUCAAAGAUUGGUGAACUGUUAAAAACUGGUACCAUUACCCUAUAUAUACUUAUAAUUACAGUAUUAUUAUAUAAUCCUGAUUUUAUUACAAUAUUUAGUAAUAAUUUAAUGCAAUAUUUCGUAAUAAAUUAUAAUUAAUUAAUCAGGUAAUUAUCAAGUUUAUGGUUAUCAAAUAAUAAUGCACCAGCAAAUCUGUUAGGUACUGCUUAAAGUUAACACAUGUAAAAUUAUGUUGUUUUAUGAAUACUUUUUUGUGUAUGUAAUAUGUUAAAUAAUUCUUUAUACAAUUAAUCAAUGGCUAUAUUUACAUCUUUUACUAGGUACAAUUAAGCCCAAUUUAUGUCUGCCAACAAACUUUUCAUGAAAGCGUAUUUUUUAUUUUUAAAGUUAGGUAUAAAGCCACAAUUUUGAAUGGCCAUUUAUUAUUGUUUUAUUGAUAUUAUUUUUUUUUAUAAACAAUGAUGCAUAAUAAUGACGAUUUAUAUUAAUUAAAUUAUUGUUAAAGAAAUACAGUAUAGUUGAGAUCCAAAUUAAUUGACAAUAUUAUUCAUUUGGAACAGUUUAAGUAAAGCAAAACUCCUGUGAAUUAUACUACCUGCAGUAUGGAAAUUAUUUUUCUCUUUGAAAAUUAAGGCAAAUUUACAAACCGAAAGACAGUUAAAUUCUAAUCACCUAUUAGUAUGAAAUUAAUAUUUAAAGUGUAUAAAUUAUAAAUUUAUUGAACUUGCUAUUUUAGCAAGAGCUAUAUAUUUAAUAAAACUCUGCAUGAGCCUAAAUUUUGAAGUCCAUAUCCACCCAAAAGUAAAUUUUAAACUUAGGCCCAGUUCAGUGAAAUAUAUAGCUCAGCCCAGCCUGGUCUAUUUAAGUUAAAUUUUUAGCCUGGUCAAAUUUAAUAAAAUAUUUGAAUGCGGCCUAUGUAUUGAUAACUGUAUAAAAUGUUCUAUGUAAACAAAUCAAUUUUUUUUUCUCUGUUACUAUGAUCAGAUAAUUGAAUUUGAUUAUAAGAUAUUUCAGAAGUAUUACUGUCAUGAUUUGAAUCAUUAUUGUCAUUAAUAAUCACAUUAAAUAUUUUAAAUUGUGGAUAAAAGAAAUAUUGAUAUACUUCUCAUAAUGUUUGGGCCACAGUUGUAGGUGAUAUGUUGAUGAGAAGGGUAGAAUUUAGAGAAGAACUUAAUGUAUAUCUGUAUGAAAGAUAAAUCAUUGCUGACUAAUAACUAUUCUGAGUAAAGUUCGGUUGUACAUUUUUUAAAACGCUGUAAUAUUUACGAUUUUCAUCAAAAUUAGGUAUUAAAAUUCCUAUAAAAAAAAAAUUCUCCAUUAAACUAAUUUUAGAUUCUGAGUGAAGAAUGUAUUGGUUUUACAAUGUUGUUUAUUUAUUUUUUCCAUGAACAUUUUCUACCAGAAACUUUGUCCCCAUUUUUAAGUUAAGCAUUUUUUCUGAAAGGAAAUCUGACUGGAGUAGUACUUCCUGAUUUUCCUAUGCGUUUUCAUAUUAAAUGGGAAAUAAUGUAAGAAACAUUUAUUAUAGCCAAAUUCUGCUCAUAAUUGUUUUUCGUUGGUAAUGAUUAAUCUUUGGGUACAGAUAUAUAUUAAAGUUCCCCUCUACCUUUCCAAAUUCUCACUCACAACAGUAGCUUGCCGAUUGUGUGAAGUAUAUCUUUUUUUUUUUAUCAGAAUGUACGACCUUUAUUGAACCUCUUGUUAAAUUGUUAAGCAUAUUUUUGUUAGACUUAACAAUUUUAUCCACAUUAAAACGACUAAAAUGUUUUAAAAAUUUUGCCACGUCUAGAAAAGGCAAAUAUAUAUUCUAUAUAUAUAUAUAUAUAUUCUUAAGGGGGAAAAAAAUCAUUGUAAAACACUCCACUUUGCUCUAAAAGUAGAAAAAAUGUAAAUUGACAUAUUUGAUAAUUAUAUAUAUUAGGAUGUUUCGGAAUAUUUUAUUUUUAUCAGAUGUUCUUUUCGUAAUAUUGAGUUCCUUGGAGCAGCUUAAUAUUGUUCCCCAAUAUUUCUUAGAUUUGUCAAGGUCACGAGCAUUGUUUCUAGAAAAAAAUUGAUUUUUUAUGUGCAAAUAAUAAUUUUUAAGAAGAGAUUAUUUUAUCAAAAGAAAAUAAUAAAUAUACUAAUAUUUUUUUCAAAUUAAAUAAUCUUAACUAACUUUACUUUUCGCUAUUUAGACCUUUAAAAGUAAAUUUUUGGAUAAUUUUGACAAAUCAGCCCUUUUAACCACCCUUAAAUAUAUUUUUUUAGGGGUUGAAAAUAUUUUUAACUUAUUCUCCAUUUAGUUACCAAGAGAAUCAUUAUAAUUGAAAAGUGAGUUACACUUGAUAUGACUUAUUUUUACAAUUAUUGAAAGAGUUUAUUAUGUAAAUAGUAGGUACAUAGCUAAGUAUACAUAUCUGAGUUAAUGAAAAAUGAAAAUAAAUAACUACUAACAAUUAUUAUGGAAUAAAUAUGAAGAAAAAAUGAAGGAGCAAUAAUAAAAAAUUCAAAAUUCUUCUUAUUUUUUAAAACAGAAAAAGACCAGAAAAAUUAAGAUGUUGCAUAUAGAAAAUAUGUUUCCUGUAAUAUGUAAGCAAAGAAAAUUAUGAAAAAUGGUCAAUUUUAAUGGUAAUCUGAUAACAUUAUUUUUAUCCACCUUUUCGUCACUAUUUCUUACUAGGCAAUAAGUUAUUUUCUUUUACUUUUACUCAUUAUUAAUAUUAAUUAUUGAAUUUAUGGAAAAAUAUAAAAAAGUUACACAGGCAAUCGACAUUGGCAUCAGAAUUUAUACUGAAAUAUUCAAAUAACCGAUUCCCGAUUAUUCACUUAAUAAUAACACAUACAUCAUACAAUGAAAUUGGUUAUCCAUUCUUGUAGUGAUAACAUAAUAAUCAUUAAAUUCCAACAACAAAGUAGCUUUCAAACAAUUUCCCAAUGUUAUUUUAAAAUGAUAUAAAUGUCAUAAAGCAAUUUCUUUUAGAUUUUGAGUGUAGCAAUGAAUGUAUUAGUUUUACCAAGAUGUUUAUUUUGUUUAUUUUCAUUUUAUUUUUUCAUAUGUUAACACUUUCUACCAGAAGGCUUACUCCAAUAUAUACAAUGUAGCCUCUUUUCUGAAAAAAAAUUUUCUUGGGGUUGUACUUUAGGGAAGUAAUUUUUCAAUUUUCUCAAUAAGUAUGAUAAAUCAGGGAAAACGGGAAAAUUUUUAACAAUAUUAUUAAAGAAAAUAAAUAAUGCCUGUGUAAUUAUUUUACCAUAAUAUGAUAUAUAUAUACUGUUGACAAACCAUCACUAUCAACUGAACUCUCAGAAUCACUUUUAAUAAGCAAUGGUUUAUCGUUGAUUACAGAUACAAAUUAAUUUUCCUCUAUAUCCUAUCUUCCCAACUUGUUUUUCAUAUUUAUCAAAAUUAUCGAAAAAUUUACAUUUAAAGGUCUAAAACGUGAGGUAAAAUUUAAAUUAUUUAAUUUAAAAAAAAAAAAUUAAUAUAUUUGAGUUAUAUUUUUUCUGAUAAUUUUUGAUCUAAUGAUCUCUUCUUAAAAAUUAUUAUUUGCACAUAAUAAUUAAAACAAAAAAUUAACUUUUUUCCUAAAAACGAUGCUUGCAACUUAAACAACUCUGAAAAAAAAUAGGGAACAUUAUUGACACUGAGCAGUUGUAUCUAAGUAUCGUCUAAGAAAAUAGAUAAGACCUCUUACAUUGUCUGUUAAAUUAGUCAUCAUUUUGAAAUUCCAGCUAUUUUUAUAAAUUAUAAUAUUGAUAAUAAAGCUAAUAAAAGUUCUACACAGAGGAGAUCGCCUAAUUCAACCCAUGCAGCAGUUCUGUGUUCAUCUCUAAGGAAAACAAUAGAAAAAGAACAUCUAAUUGAAAAACAAAUUCUAAAACACCCUAUAUCUUAAAGUUUGAUGGAUAAUUAACUAGUGUUAAAUAUUGAAUGAUGUGUAAUAAUUUUUUAAUUUCCUGUUAACAGAUCCUUCUUUUUGGACGGCUUUGACCCUGAAGAUCAUUCUAUCCAGCAAAAUUGUUUCCCUCUUUCCCUUUCCACCUCCAAGUUCCUCCAAUUCACAGUUUACAAAUCCUUGAUAAAGGAAUUUACUAUUUUCAAUGAAAUAAUAUAUUUUUGAAAUAUGUACACCAUUGUUAAUGCUAAUUUCUAAUAUCAAUAUUUAUUAUUUUUAAAAUAUUAUUGGUAUGUAUAUCCUAUUUUAUUUUUAUACAAAAAUAUGUAUAAAAAUGUAUUUUUUUUUAAAUUUUAGAGUGAAAGAAAUUGCUGUAGAAUCUGGUGGUUCUAAAGAACAAGAAGUAUAUCAUGUGGAGACGAUUUUAGAUAAACGGGUUAUAAACAAUAAAGUAGAAUACUUUUUAAAGUGGAAAGGGUAUGACGACAAAGAUAAUACUUGGGAGCCUGAGGAACAUCUUGAUUGUGAAUUUCUUAUUCAACAGUUUGAAGAAAAGGCUAAACAAAAGCAAAAAGGGAUACUUAAUGAACAACUUGAACAUGGACGUAAGCGUACAUUAUCAAACUCAACUAAUAUUAGUUGUAGUUCGAAACUGUCAGCAUCUGAUGCUGGUACAUCCAAAGAGACAACCAAAUUAUCACUACCUCAAUCAAAAAGAAUUAAGGAUGAUAAAGGUGAAAAAACAGUAGAAAAAACUAAAGUUAAGAAUGAUGAUUAUGAUGAUGACACAGACGAUGAUGACGAUGAUGACGACGAGGAUGAUGAUGACAGUGAUGACGAUUAUGAUAAUGAAGAAGAAAGUGAAGAAGAAACAGAAGAACUUGAAGAUAGAAGACUAGUCCAACUACCAAAUAAUGCAGUUUCCUCCAUUGAAGUUGACUCACAUUCUAGACACCGCCAGGCUGAAAGAAUUAUCGGCGCUUCAGAUUCAACUGGUGAAUUAAUGUUUAUACUAAAAUGGAAGGGGAGAAAUGAAGCGGAUCUCGUUACAGCAAGAGAAGCCAACCUAUUAUGUCCACAAGUAGUUAUACAAUUUUAUGAGGAAAGACUUAAAUGGAAUGGGGACCCUGAUGACUAAAAGGUAGUUUUAAAUUUACCUAUUAUAAUUUUGAAUGAGGAUUGUCUAUUAUUUAUUAGCUCCUAUACAAAAUUAAUAAUCUUUGCAAAUCACUUAUAACUAUUUAGCUUUAUUAUAAUGUUUUCUUUAAAUUUAAAAUGGCAAUAUUAAUUUAAUAGUUCAACAAUUUUAUUAAAGAAAUGAAAAAAUUAACAUUAAUAAAUUAAAAAUUAUAUUUUAUUUUAAGUUUCUUCAAUAAUAAUGUGGUAUUCAUUAAAAUGAUUAAUUUUUUGA
This is a messenger RNA of Cinara cedri, 7013 nucleotides long. The record is from the annotation of a GenBank genome assembly. NCBI's taxonomy places the organism in Eukaryota, Metazoa, Arthropoda, Insecta, Hemiptera, Aphididae.